Molecule: messenger RNA, 1975 nt
Organism: Strongylocentrotus purpuratus (purple sea urchin)
Lineage: Eukaryota; Metazoa; Echinodermata; Echinoidea; Camarodonta; Strongylocentrotidae
Product: testis-specific serine/threonine-protein kinase 3
Exons: 3
Coding region: 347-1258 (303 amino acids)
Biological process (GO): intracellular signal transduction; protein phosphorylation
Cellular component (GO): cytoplasm
Molecular function (GO): protein serine/threonine kinase activity; ATP binding
Source: RefSeq, a predicted model, not a curated record
GACGGUGCACUUCAUAUCAGGUCGUCGAUGGGAUCCAAUGUAGACCGGAGUCGAUCGGUUUCGAAUGGAUAUCAUUACUGAGUCAUAAUAUGCCUGUUUAUGCAUUUAUCCUUGAAUAGACCUAUAGAAGAUAUUUUGAUGAUUGGUUGUGAAUUUUAUAAAUAUAAUUACUACCAUGGUGUUUUGAAAGGGGGACAGUUAGUGAGUUACGAGUUUGCCACACUGAAUCUGAUGGGACUUUUGUCUGUGGAGCCUUGUGUAGAUCCUAUAAAGAUUUAACCUUUCGAUGGAACUUUAUGGGAUGUGAAAAGAAAAGCGGGAAAACGACUGGAUUUUGACCGAUAAUAUGCAGGGCCGCUACGGUUAUGUGUUGUCUGAACCCGUUGUUAUCUUGGGGAAGGGCCGACAGUGUGUCGUGAAACUUGCAACGUCGACGCGUUACCAAACUCCGCGCAAAGUCGCCAUCAAAAUCAAUUUGCCGUCACGGUCGUCUGCUCGGGAAUCCGAGAUACUCUUCAAACUCAACCAUGAGAACGUCGUGGAGAUCUUCGACUACUUCGUCUUCCAGGAUCACUCGUAUAUCGUCCUCGCGCUGGCUGAAAACGGUGACAUGCGGAACUUCGUCCGGCAACGGGGUCGCCUGGGCGAGGCUUUGGCGCUGAAGAUGUGCGAACAGAUUUUUGAGGGCGUGGCCUACCUGCACGAUACCGCUUCUGUUGCGCACUGCGAUUUGAAAUGCGAGAAUGUGCUCGUCGAUGAGCGAGAGGAUGUGAAGAUUGCCGAUUUUGGACUCGCGGUAGAAAUCGCGGUUGGUUCGAAUGGAACAUCUCAACCACGCAGAACUUCAAAUUCACGUAACCAUGGUGACAGUCAGAAUGGAGUUUCCGACUCUUGCUCUAGCAGGGCUGAAAGCAUUUCGCCCAUCCCGCAAGGAAUCGCGUCGUUAGGCGGUUCUCCCGCGUACGCGGCUCCCGAGGUUUUGGACUCCCGCGUCACAGACUUACGCGCGGCCGAUGUCUGGUCAGCCGGGGUCAUCACAUUCUUUAUCCUCACCACCUACUUGCCAUUCGGUUGCUAUGGAAACAAGAACAUUCGGGAAGCAAUGAACAGACCUCUCCGCUGGCCGCGACCUCUAAAACAAGUUAAGAAAUCGGAUCGAACAUUCGUGCAAUCUGCGUUGGUUUUGAAGCCGAGUGAGCGACCUACUGCACGAGCUCUUCUUGAAAGACUUCAAAGAAUGCAGCCCUCAACGUCAUAACAACUCGCUUAUUUAACAACAAAGUCAAUAUAGAUAUUAUGUGGUACUGUGAUAGUUGUCAAUGAUGGGGCUUCCUAGUUCAGAGAACAAGGGUUUUGCUAAGCAAUUUUGAGUUGUCGGCGGGUGGGGGAGAAUGUCUAUUUUGUACUCUCUGCAAAAUAUAGACGAGCCCCUAUCCUACAUUUAAUUUGUUAGGAAAUUAUUUAUAUUGGAUUGUAUGAUUGGACAAAUGCAGGUAGCAUACUACUUUACCACCAUGUUGUGAAGGGAUCAAAACAACGAAACCCAACACAUUUGUCUUUUAACACAAUCGUAGUUCAUGUACACAUUUCCGUAUGUUGCUAAAGAUAUAUCACUUGAUUAUAUUUUCAUCAUUAUAUUGUGCACAUAUUUUAAUCUCAAAAUGCUCGAAGAAAAUGGUAAAGAUUAUAUAUUUUUUUCCCGUUUGACUUUUUGUGCACCUGCAGAAAAAAUGACAACCUAAAGUGAAACCUAAUCCAUUGUAUUAAAUAUCAGUGGCUAUAAACCCCCUAUAAACAAGUGGAUGGAAAUGAAUGUUGUGAUUAUAUUCCAUUAUAUCAACUCAAACCAAUUAUAACAUGCUCUGUAAAUCUGUAUUUUUAAUGAAUUUACUUUUUUCCGCAAUGUUUUCCUUCUAUGAGAAUAUCAAUUUUGAUUAUUUUAUUACAAAUUUAUACAGAUUAAAAAUUGAGCUUU